AUGGGGUUUGGGGGGCCGUGGGGCUGCCCACCCAGGGGGGUGUCGGAGCACCCCCCGGGCGCUGCAGAGGAGCCCGAGGGCUCGGGGGGCGCGGUGCCCGAUGAGGAGGGGUCUGCGGGCGGGGGUCCCGAGGCGGGGGGCCCCGAGGAGCCCGAGGUUUAUUAUUUCCUGGAGGAGAGCACGGGCUACAUGGGCCCGGCCCUGCGGGGGCUGGCGCUGGCCCACACCCUGGUGGCCUUCCUGUGCAUCAUCGGCUACAACUGCCUCAAGAUCCCCCUGGUGAUUUUCAAGCGGGAGAAGGAGGUGGCGCGGCGCCUCGAGUUCUCGGGGCUCUACAUCACCGAGCAGCCGCCCGACGAUGACGUCAAGGGACAGUGGGACCGGCUGGUGCUCAACGCCCAAUCCUUCCCCAGCAAUUACUGGGACAAGUUCAUCAAGAGAAAGGUGAUGGAGAAGUACGGGGACAUCUACGGGCGGGAGAGGAUCGCGGAGCUGCUGGGGAUGGACCUGGCCAGCCUGGAGAUCGGGGCGCAGGGCGAGCGCAGGGCCCCCCCCGACAGCUCCCUGCUCACCUGGAUCACAUCCAUCGACAUCCGCUACCAGAUCUGGAAAUUCGGGGUGAUUUUCACCGAUAACUCCUUCCUGUACCUCACCUGGUACAUGGCCAUGUCGCUGCUGGGCCACUACAACAACUUCUUCUUCGCCUCUCACCUGCUGGACAUCGCCAUGGGCGUCAAGACGCUGCGCACCAUCCUGUCCUCCGUCACCCACAACGGCAAGCAGCUGGUGAUGACGGUGGGGCUGCUGGCCGUGGUGGUCUACCUGUACACCGUGGUGGCCUUCAACUUCUUCCGCAAGUUCUACAACAAGAGCGAGGAUGAGGAUGAGCCCGACAUGAAGUGUGACGACAUGAUGACGUGUUACCUGUUCCACAUGUACGUGGGGGUCCGGGCCGGGGGCGGCAUCGGGGAUGAGAUCGAGGAUCCGGCGGGGGAUGAUUACGAGCUGUACCGAGUCGUCUUCGACAUCACCUUCUUCUUCUUCGUCAUCGUCAUCCUCCUCGCCAUCAUCCAGGGUCUGAUCAUCGACGCCUUCGGGGAGCUGCGGGACCAGCAGGAGCAGGUGAAGGAGGACAUGGAGACGAAAUGUUUCAUCUGCGGCAUCGGGAGCGAUUAUUUCGACACGACGCCCCACGGCUUCGAGACCCACACGCUGGAGGAGCACAACCUGGCCAACUACAUGUUUUUCCUGAUGUAUUUGAUCAACAAGGACGAGACGGAGCACACGGGGCAGGAAUCUUACGUGUGGAAGAUGUACCAGGAGCGCUGCUGGGAUUUCUUCCCGGCCGGUGACUGCUUCCGCAAGCAAUACGAGGAUCAGCUGGGGUGACCCCUCCCCAAAACCCCCUCCCCAAAACCCCAAAAGUGCCUUUUGUUUCCUCCCCCCUCCCAAUAAACGCUGCUGAGUGUCACUGGCUCGUUUCUGACCCCCUGAAACGCCCCCCAGACCACCUUUAAGUGCCUUUUUCCCCCCCUCCCCAAAUAAACGCUGCCGAGUGUCGUUGUC
Pseudopodoces humilis (Tibetan ground-tit) is the source of this 1566-nucleotide messenger RNA. NCBI's taxonomy places the organism in Eukaryota, Metazoa, Chordata, Aves, Passeriformes, Paridae. The record is from RefSeq and is a predicted model, not a curated record.